GUAAAAAGUUUACAUGUUUUUUCUAUUAGAUGAAAUUUCAAUAGAAAACAAAGCGGAAAAAAAAUAAAUAAAUAAAAGAAGUUGAAGAGAAGAAGAAAGAAACGGCCUCAACUCAACUCAACUCAAGCGUAAACUUCAAUGGCGGAAAGGGAUCCCAAGCCCAAUGACUCGAUUUCAGAAAAAGAAGUAAAAUCUCCAAACAUUUUUGAGAGAGCUAAGGAAGAGUUUGAGGCAGUAUUUCAUCAUGACAAAUCGCCUCACCAUCACAAAGAAACUCAUGGGAGAAGUGACGACAUUGAUGAGAAAACUCCAAGUGAUGAAGUUAAAGGGCCAAAUGUGUUUGAACGGGUGAAGGAGGAGAUUGAAGCUGUUGCUGAGGCCAUUCACCCCAAGAAAGAAUCUGAAUCUGGCACACCAAAAAGGGAUGACUAGGGUGUGCUCUUAUUUUAUAUAACCAAGGAGUUUGAAGACUUUUCUUAGUGUUGUUAACCAUCUAAACUACCAUGUUUGGCUUGUCCAUUUAUCUUUCUUUUCUUGUUGUCUCAAUUGUGAUGUAUAAAUAGUAAAUGAUUUGUGUUUUCAACUGAUUAUAUAAUCGUUGAGUCCUCUUCUUUUCAGAAAAAAAGAAAGAAAUUGUCCCUGGUUUGGUGGUAGAUUAUCAAUGUGAAAGUUUAACUGUAAACUCUGAUCUGUAACAUCAUCUAGUACAUCGGCAGGAUUUAUGAUUCACAAAGUAUGCCACUCUUUUAUUAGGCA
This is a messenger RNA of Vigna unguiculata (cowpea), 756 nucleotides long. RefSeq lists its product as uncharacterized. NCBI's taxonomy places the organism in Eukaryota, Viridiplantae, Streptophyta, Magnoliopsida, Fabales, Fabaceae. The record is from RefSeq and is a predicted model, not a curated record.